CACUGAGUGAGGCAGUUUUAAAUCGGUUAGCUGGAACGAACACUUUGUGUGUAUUUCGCAACGGGCUGGUAUUUCACGCUCCAUUGAAAAUAUUUAGGUUUAUCCAACCCGGAUAUAUGUUAGGGUUAACAAGAUGGCGAACGCGUAUUUGAAUCAAGUAUAUAUUUUUGGUUUAGGCCUACUGGUUCUAUUGAUUUCGGGUGCCGACGCGGAAGUUUGUUAUAGAAACACAUACAACUGGAAUGGCGGGAGCAUCAUGAAUUGUCCUAUGUACUGCUGCGGGUCUGAAAACUAUCGAUAUUGCUGUAAUAUGCCGGUAUGGAUGAUCGUUAUUCUUGUCAUUGGAAUCAUCUUACUUAUUUCGUUGAUUAUCACCGGCGUCUGUUGCUACGUGAAACGACGUGGUAGACCCGGCACCGUCAUACAGACGGCAACCAGUGCUGGCGUGCCCUUUGUCUACCAGCCAAACACCUGCAUAAGUACGACUGGCGUUCCAUCGUCAGCGAUAUGGACUCCUCCAUCAGUCGCUGUAACCACGGACCGACCAGCUCAUGGGGUUGUACCGCCACCAGCCUAUUCCUAAUUCUUGUUACGAUGAAGCAGGACGUAUGUUCAUGCUCUCUGGA
Molecule: messenger RNA, 626 nt
Organism: Gigantopelta aegis
Lineage: Eukaryota; Metazoa; Mollusca; Gastropoda; Neomphalida; Peltospiridae
Exons: 4
Coding region: 134-583 (149 amino acids)
Source: RefSeq, a predicted model, not a curated record